This is a messenger RNA of Anisakis simplex (herring worm), 795 nucleotides long. Lineage: Eukaryota; Metazoa; Nematoda; Chromadorea; Rhabditida; Anisakidae. The record is from the annotation of a GenBank genome assembly.
GCCGUCAUAAUCUUUACGGGUUUGUUCUCGGUGGCAUUCCUCGGCUCACAUUUGCAAGGCUUUAGAUGGCUCGGAAUGGGUUUCGUCACUGCCGGUCUUGUGGUGGUGGGGGUUACGGAUAUCGUUUUCGACGAUAAUCCGAAAGAUGACACUAACGGCAUCAUAACGGGUGAUCUCCUCAUAAUAAUGGCACAAAUUGUUGUCGCCAUGCAAAUGGUCAUCGAGCAGAAAUUCUUGAUGCAAUACGACGUGCCGCCUUUACUGGCAGUUGGCUUAGAAGGCCUAUUCGGUAUGGUUAUCCUAACUGCUCUACUAAUUCCAAUGUAUUUCAUUCACGUUCCAACCGCAUUUUCAACCAAUCCAGAACAUCGUCUUGAGGAUAUUUUCGACGCAUUUCAUGAAAUUUAUGAUGAUCCUUACAUUAGUCUCGCACUUGGACUCACUAUUGUUAGUAUCGCAUUCUUCAAUUUUGCGGGUAUAUCAGUAACCAAAGAGCUCUCGGCUACAACGCGUAUGGUAUUGGACAGUGUGAGAACGUUGGUUAUCUGGGUUGUCUCAAUACCGCUGUUUGGACAGAAAUUUAUCGCUUUGCAGUUAUUCGGUUUCGCACUUCUCAUUUUGGGUAUGUUCGUAUAUAACGAUCUCAUUUUUGGUCCGUAUUUCCGUCAGAAGAUUCUGCCAAAACUCGGCGAUGGACGAACCGCAGGUUGUUGCCUGUCCUUCUGGAGUUUAGACGUGCCAGUAGCUGAUGAUCGCGAUUCAUUGAUCGAUGAACACAAUGAUCCGAAUAAUUGA